Molecule: messenger RNA, 1382 nt
Organism: Hypanus sabinus (Atlantic stingray)
Lineage: Eukaryota; Metazoa; Chordata; Chondrichthyes; Myliobatiformes; Dasyatidae
Gene: zcchc9
Product: zinc finger, CCHC domain containing 9
Exons: 6
Coding region: 331-1152 (273 amino acids)
Molecular function (GO): zinc ion binding; nucleic acid binding
Source: RefSeq, a predicted model, not a curated record
UAACAGUGCGGUACCCGAAGCGAGGCGACAACGCGGACAGAGCAGGUCGGGGGGCUGCUGGCGUUGUAGGGUCUGUCCGUUCACUGACAGUCCUCUCCCCUCCCAUUAGUCCUCUUAACUUGACCACCCACCCCCGCCCCGCUUCACUGCCCCUCUCCAGUCCCCUCUCACCCCUUCACCUGACUCUCAGCUGUUUCACCCUGCCCUGUAUCCCCCCCUCCUCGGCGCUCCUGAUCAUAGCAGCAUACUUCUUCGUAACACACACACAGAAUGCCGGAGGAUCUCAGCAGGUCAGGUAGUAUCUAUGAAAGCUCUUAAAGAAAGACAAAAAUGACCCGUUGGGCUCGUGCUAAUAACAUCCAUAAGAAGAAAGUCUCAGCAGCAACCCCAUGGAGUCAGAUGAAACAAAAUGGUGGCCCAAGUCAGGCAAAAGCCAGUGGCAAAUUCAGUAAAAACCAGCGAGCCAAGCAUGGAAACAAGCCACAACAAGUUAGACGGAAGGAAAGUGAAUGGUACCACAAGAAAGAGGAGUAUCACAGUGAAGAUGUUAAUGGCUUCAUGGACUACCUGAAAAAUACAGGUCGAGCUCUCCAUAAAGGAACAUUGGUGUCUGUAGAUAGUGAAGAGAUAAAUAGCAAUGCAGCUCUGGCCCUGAAGAAGGACCAGAGAAGAGAGCAUAGAAGGUUGAAGAGGCAAGCACAGAAAAAAAAUGCCAUGAUAUGUUUCCACUGCAGAAAAGCAGGACAUGGAAUGGAGGACUGCCCGGAAAUGGAUAAGGAUCCGGAGAUGGGAAGUGGUAUCUGUUAUCGGUGUGGUUCUACAGAACACGAGAUCCAGAAAUGCAGAGCAAAGAUUGAUCCUGCGCUAGGAGAAUUUCCAUUUGCCAAAUGUUUUAUUUGUGGUGAAACUGGGCAUCUUUCAAGGUCCUGUCCGGACAACCCAAAGGGACUGUAUGCAAGCGGGCGUUGUUGCAAGCUGUGUGGUUCGGUAGAGCACUUUCAGAAGGACUGCCCUGAUCAUCAGAACACAAGUAAUCGUAUUCUUACUGUUGGCCGAUGGACAAAAGGAAUGAGUGCGGAUUAUGAGGAAAUCCUAGUCACUUCAGAUGCUCCCAAAACUAAACAUAAAACUCCAAAGAUUGUCAAUUUUUAACCAGUGCCUUCAAACUGAGAAUUUCAUUGAUCUCCCUGCAAGUCACCAAGACAGGAAAAAGUGGACGUUAUUUUAACAGGAAAUACAGUACUCUAAAUUCCAUUUUAUACCAGCAGAUGGAGCAAUUGCUUGCCAAAUCCAAGAUCUUUGGCCCCGGCUCUAAUAAAUAGUUGUAUGCGUUUACCACGAGUUUAACUUUCAAACAGUAAAUGGAGCUUUAUUUUAAAUGA